Messenger RNA from Labeo rohita (rohu), 3876 nucleotides. It is a transcript of the gene ptbp1a, whose product is annotated as polypyrimidine tract binding protein 1a. Lineage: Eukaryota; Metazoa; Chordata; Actinopteri; Cypriniformes; Cyprinidae. Gene Ontology annotation, cellular component: nucleus. The record is from RefSeq and is a predicted model, not a curated record. Gene Ontology annotation, biological process: mRNA processing; regulation of RNA splicing; regulation of cell differentiation. Gene Ontology annotation, molecular function: mRNA binding.
GCGCCAAUCCCCCCUCCGCCAUUUUGUAAGGAUAUAAGAAAUACUGGCAGGUCUACCUCCCGUCUACGACAACCUGUAGUUUUGUGUAGUGCCAUGGACGGCCGUUUAGAAACUGAUCUGUAUCCUCUAGGAUCCAGUUACGUCACUGAAAUAGACAGUGUCCAUGAUAUAACGGUCGGCACAAAGAGGGGAUCUGACGAACUCUUUUCCUCCUGCAUAUCUAACGGACCUUAUAUAAUGAGCUCUGGAGCAGCAAAUGGUAAUGACAGCAAGAAGUUCAAAGGGGACAUCAGGAGCCCAGGCAUUCCUUCACGAGUCAUUCAUGUCCGUAAACUGCCAAAUGACAUCAACGAAGCAGAAGUCAUUUCUUUGGGGCUUCCCUUUGGCAAAGUGACCAACCUUCUGAUGCUGAAAGGAAAGAACCAGGCCUUCCUGGAGAUGAACACUGAGGAGUCAGCACAGACCAUGGUCAGCUACUACUCCUCUGUCACCCCUGUCAUCCGCAACCACCCAAUCUACAUGCAGUAUUCCAAUCACAAGGAGCUAAAGACUGACAACUCACCCAACCAAGUUAGAGCACAGGCAGCACUGCAGGCGGUGAAUGCAGUCCAGACAGGAAGCAUGUCUUUGAGCACUGUUGAUGGAGCAGGCAUGGGGAGCCAGAGCCCUGUGCUGAGAGUCAUUGUUGAAAACCUGUUCUAUCCGGUUACUCUUGAUGUUCUUCACCAGAUCUUCUCAAAGUUUGGCACAGUUUUGAAGAUUAUAACCUUUACCAAAAACAACCAGUUUCAAGCGCUGGUCCAAUACUCAGACGGAAUGACUGCUCAGCAUGCAAAACUGUCUUUAGAUGGACAGAACAUCUACAAUGCCUGCUGUACGCUUCGCAUUAGUUUCUCUAAGCUCACCAGCUUGAAUGUUAAGUACAACAACGAUAAGAGCAGAGACUACACUCGCCCCGACUUACCUACAGGAGACAGUCAGCCCUCCCUCAAUGCACAGACGAUGGCUGCAGCUGCCUUAACUGCUCCUGGUAUCAUCUCUGCAUCACCAUAUGCUGGGGCUCAUGGUUUCCCACCAACAUUUGCCAUUCAACAGGCCGGUCUGUCUCUGCAGGGUGUACCUGCCGGGGCUCUCGCAUCACUUGGUGUCCCUGGUGCUGCGGCAGCCGCGGCGGCAGCAGCCGCUGCGGGACGUCUGAGUCUUUCCGGUCUUGCUGCUGGAGGAAACAGUGUCCUGCUGGUCAGCAACCUUAAUCCUGAGAGCGUUACGCCCCAAUGCCUCUUUAUUCUUUUCGGUGUGUAUGGUGACGUCAUGAGAGUGAAGAUCCUGUUCAACAAGAAAGAGAAUGCUCUGGUGCAGAUGUCUGAUGGAACCCAAGCCCAGCUAGCCAUGAGCCACUUGAAUGGGCAGAAGCUGUAUGGCAAGGCUCUGCGGGUCACCCUUUCCAAACACACCACUGUGCAGCUGCCACGUGAAGGUCAUGAGGAUCAGGGGCUCACCAAGGACUACAGCAACUCUCCUCUUCAUCGCUUCAAAAAGCCAGGCUCCAAGAACUACUCCAACAUCUUCCCUCCUUCCUCUACUCUCCAUCUUUCCAAUAUCCCACCUUCUGUCACUGAGGAUCAUCUCAGAGGCUUGUUUCUAAGUUCAGGAGCUGUGGUUAAGGCCUUUAAGUUCUUCCAGAAAGACCGAAAAAUGGCUCUCAUCCAGUUGGGCUCUGUGGAGGAAGCCAUCGAGUCCCUGAUCAAAUUUCACAAUCACGACCUGGGAGAGAACCAUCACCUCAGAGUGUCUUUCUCCAAGUCCACCAUUUAAUGGAGGCCGUUUUGUUUUAGAGAAGGUGAAAGAACUGUCACUUUAGACCAAACCUUAAGCCUUCCACAAUUUAUAUCACUGUGGACAAAAGUGUUCCACAACACACACUUCAUCAUUCCUUUAUUAUAUCUAUAUCACACAUGUAUGUCUAUUUGUAAUUCCACUUUGAACCAGUAGACCAGAGGAACUAAACCCAAUGUGACUUGGGUUUCAAUAGUACCUUUUCUCAGACGGUUUGUCUCAUGAUUUAGUUAAUCAUCAGCACACAUCGGUUUUGGAUCAUAGAUGCUGCAUAGUUUACACUUGUGCCUCCGCGGAAAGCCGCACCCUUUCAGGUUGCAUACGCAGAGCCUUUUGUUUGUUGAACCUAUAAUUAACGUUUUCAAAGCUAUUCCCUAUUCGCCUUUCCAAAAGAAGCAACUGUGCCUUACAUGGUGCUUUCAGUAUAUCAUCUUAAUGGCCUUAGUAAUGUCAUGAUGGUUUUGGCUUCUUUGCAGGAACCAUUAACCUCAAACAAAAAAAAAAAAACUGCCUGAUGUUCCCUGUUUAAAGUUGACUAGUGAGCACACAGGAAUAUUUUUUUCCUGUGAAAGGCAGCAACUAGUUCAGGCUUUGGCUUUUGUACCUGAUUGUCACAGCUUAUUUUGCAUAUAGUUAUUCUAUAUAUGUGGUUCUACUCCUUAUGCACCGUUUGUAAGAUAUUCUAUAUUCUAUAGUUUCAUUCCAUGUUAUUUUAAGUCGCACACAUAUUUGUAUACUGUAUCAUCUAUUUGGGCAUUGGCCCACUGCGCUCUCUGUGCCUAGACCAUUGUGUUCUUUAUUUAGUUGGGAGCGGGACACUUAAUUUUUUUUUUUUUUUUUUUUUUUUCCUUUCCUUUUUUCCUCCCCCUCCCUUUUUCUUAUGGUUUUUGUCAAAUAUGAAACCAUUUAGAACCAAAUCAGAGUUCACCUUUGAUUUUUAUAUCAUUUUUGGUUCUGUUUCGUGUAGCGAAGGAUGUCAAGUUCACAAGAGUUUUAAUGAACUUGUAAACAGAGUUCAUUUGGACCUUCCAGAGCUUAAGUUUCUACUGGGUCUCUUUCUGUCACUUGCCUUUUGUGUUAAAGAAUAUUAGCAUUACAAAGUCUUAAGCUCCAGUGUGAUGUUUGUGUGAACCGAGACAGCUGUGACACGACUUUAGACUGUUUUUAGCACUUGGAAAUAUUAAGGCCAUGGUCUUUCGGUCACAUCCAUUUCAUGUGGAUUGUGGCAUGAGUCUUGAUGCACAGACAUUCCCUUUUACUUUUCAGCUUGUGCUAUUGGGGACAUUCUCAGUUUCUUUUAUCCUUUCGAUUUAGCAGAAUAUUGGCGUUACUGACAGGUGUUGAGCUUGUUCGGGUGGGUAUUCUUUCUUUCUUUUUUUUUUUCCUGAAGAGUAGCAUGAUGGACCAAAGCAUCUUCCCUGUUAUGCCAGCCAGUUUUUGAUAUCUUAUUGAGGUGUAUCUUUACUGUGCAGCCAGCGACGUUCUGUUUCAUCAACAGCUUUGAUUUCUGUGGCCAGAAGGCAAAAGAAAUUGAGGGCUUGUGUAUAUUAUUGCCUUUGUUUACAAGAAGCAAUGCAAGAUCUUGAAAACAUUACAAAUUAGAAAAGACGUUGUGGGCUUUUUUUUAGCCUCAAGUAUGUAUCAGAUUAUUUUUUCUGUUGUCAGAACAGAACCAAACAGAAGUCUUAAAGUAGCGUCAGAGCUCCUUUCUAUUGCGUUAGUUCUACUUCCUUUUUUUUUUUUUCCCAGUGUGGAUGUAAUGUUGAGAAACGGAGUGGGUGAGGGCUACUGUAUAUAUUUUUUUGUUUUGUACAAGUAAUUUGAAAAUCAACAUCAUUUCUGUGUCAAACAUGUAUAUUUUGAUAAGGUAAUAGCAGACAUUCAGCUCAUUGUAGAGCCUUCCUUUUUUAUUACACGAUAUUAAAAGAGAUUCCAACACAUUGUGUCUGAACAUGUAAUUGCCCUUCUGAAAACGUAACCUUCUUUUGAUAUAGAUGCUCAUACUUUUUCUGUCUCCAAUAAAUCUGUUUCUUGCUUUCA